AUGGAUUCUUCUCGAUCCCAGCGGGCGCAGCCCCCCAACGCCCAAGAUGGUCGCUUUCACUACCCUCAAUACAAACCCCAAUCUCAACAGCAAUCGCAGGAACGAUCGCAACAAUCUCCCUACGCCCAACCAUCUCAAUACUCACAAUUCCCCCCUCACCCUUCCGUCCGUCCUCCUCAAGGUGCCAAGUUGAGUGCUCGACAGGUUCCUGCCGGCGUUGGAGUCGCUCCGCCUCCCGUGAGACCCCAAGACCUCCAACAGCCACGACCCAACAACUCGGGCGUCUUAAUCCAAGACUUCAGAUUCCCACCGGCUCCUCCUCCUCCAGGUACCAGGAGCAGGCAAGAACGAAAUAAUAUGCACGAGUCAUACAUGUCUUCGGUUUUGGAUGAUUUCACACCAGGAACAACUCCCGGUUCGCGCUCUCGUGGCUUUCCAACUCCGAGGGGGCGAUAUUCUGGCUCCGUCUAUGCCGAAAGUGAGGCAUUGGGAGUGGACGAACGUUACGCACAGGGCAGAUACAGUAUCGAAGACACGAGGCCCAGCUCCCCUGAAAACUCUCCACAGAUGGUUCGUCAAGCCAGUGUAGGAAAACGUGCAAAGCCCGCCGUCACAACCAUCAAGACUCGAAUGAGCCAUCUUGAACAAGAUAUACCCGAGGAAGCCUCCAUUCGAACUCCUGCAAGCAAAAAUGCCGCCAUGGCUGCUUUGAGUGCUGCAAUUGCGGCAGGCACGGGUAACAAGCCCAUCGAUUUCAAUGAUAGUGCACCUGGAUCAAGGAGCUAUACCCCUGUGAGGAUGCCCUUCGAUACUUCACCUCCUGCCUCGCCUUCGCAAGACCGAGAGUACCUCCGCACCCCGAAGACGGCCACCACGUUCUCAUCCGCCCACAUCCUCUCCCAAUUCCCCACCGAUAGCAAUGGUGUUUCUCUACCCAGUACAUCUCUCCCCAGUACUGCUCACUCGAGAAAAUCCACAAACCCACUCAUGGGCUUGGGCAUUGAUCAACCUCCUGCUAUGAGCAGCAAGAUCCCUGCCAGUAAGAGGCCUCCACAACUCGAUAUGGACGCCGUUAGAGAUGCCGAAGCUAGAGGAAGUACAACAAGUCUGGCUGAUCUCAUCAAGAGAGCGACCAAAUUAGCGGCCAAUCUGGACAGAGGUAAAACUGCCAGCCGUCUUGGAAUGCUAGACAUGUUUGGCAGUCAAGAAAAGCUCAAUGGAGGUAAUCGUCAUUCCACCAUGUCUGAUAUGAUUUCGGCUUUUCCAGCUCCAGCCAUUGGAGGCACCCCAACCAACCGUCGCGAUGGCAAUUGGCCAUUAAGUGAAAAGGGCGACCCCUUUGCUUCGACUACCGAACUCUCAAACACAAAGGGAAAAAGACCCCGACGAAAACUCUGUGGUUUAUCCAUCCCUGUGUUCAUCACCGUCCUUAUUGUCGUUGUGGUCCUGAUUGCUGCCGCCGUACUAAUACCCAUCUUCCUAAUCCUUGUACCAAAACAAAACCGCAACAACAAUAGUAAUUCUUUGGCCAAUUGUGCUGCCGAUUUUCAAUGCCAAAAUGGUGGUAUAAGCAUUGUUAGUUUCGACAAGUGCCAGUGUAUCUGCGCUGACGGCUUCACUGGUAGCCAAUGCACCACGCCCGGAAAUGCUCAAGACUGCGUCACCAUCUCCUUGACAGAAGGAUCCAACGAGUACAACAAUGCUACCAUCGGAAAAACUGUCAUGCCGAUUCUAUCACCACAGAAUCAAUUCGGCAUCCCUCUUAAUGUCUCAACCAUUUUAUCUCUAUUUUCCUCCAACAAUCUUUCCUGUACCAGUGAGAACACGCUGGUAGACUUCAACUCCAGCGCUUUGAAUUCAGGUUCCAACAAAAAGCGGUUUAUCAUUCUACCCGAAUUCGAAUUACCAGGUUCUACCGGCCCACCACCAGUCAUUCACGCAAAUCCUCCUGCACCUCAAGUGACAAAUCCUGCUAUCUGUACAGGCGAUGUACAGCUCGAGAGACGACAGGGUGAUAUCAACACAUCCAAUGGCAUCGUCUUCCAAGGUUCAUCAUCGACCAUUGACAGUGAGGCUAGUGAGCCUACUACAACGGCUACCUCAUCUGCCAACAGUGCGGGUGUAACGGCAUCGCCAACCGGAUCCGAAUCAGUGUCUACAACAGCCUCUUCUGCUGCAACUGGGACUACCUCGACUGCUAGACCAAGCUCAAAGAUCACAGAUAAGGAGAUCGAAUUUGCUCAAGUGGCGGUCAUGUAUGUCUUUCAAGAAAUCCGUACUGUGAGUGUCGCCGUCAAUGCACAGCAACAAAUCGAGAUGUUCUUCUCCCAAAAACAGAGCAACAGCACCAAUAGUACCGAGGGUUCUGUGAAUCUCGAGACUGGAGACCUGAACCUGUCACUGAAUUUCGAUGACUUCACGAUAGUCUAUGGCAAUUCGACAAUUGUUGGGGGCAAAUGA
Molecule: messenger RNA, 2460 nt
Organism: Exophiala bonariae
Lineage: Eukaryota; Fungi; Ascomycota; Eurotiomycetes; Chaetothyriales; Herpotrichiellaceae
Exons: 1
Coding region: 1-2460 (819 amino acids)
Source: RefSeq, a predicted model, not a curated record